Daphnia magna is the source of this 2677-nucleotide messenger RNA. RefSeq names its product DNA mismatch repair protein Mlh3. Gene Ontology annotation, cellular component: mismatch repair complex. Gene Ontology annotation, biological process: mismatch repair. The transcript has 10 exons. Gene Ontology annotation, molecular function: ATP hydrolysis activity; mismatched DNA binding; ATP-dependent DNA damage sensor activity. The record is from RefSeq and is a predicted model, not a curated record. NCBI's taxonomy places the organism in Eukaryota, Metazoa, Arthropoda, Branchiopoda, Diplostraca, Daphniidae. The coding region runs from base 462 to 2504 and encodes 680 amino acids.
AUGAAAAAAAAAAACAUUGGCAUUUAUUAUGAGCCUUGAAGAACCGAAUUUUCGUCUAGUUUUAUCAUACACAUUUUAGCAAAUGUUAAUUUUUAGCCCUUAACGUAGUUGACAUUUCGGGAAAAUGUAUGAUUCAGCAUCUAUUCAGAAAUGCGUCGAAGAACUCGUACGACUUGUUGAAUGUAUUUCCGGUAUUUCGUUGACUAUCAAAAUUUAAUUCUUUUGUUAUUUGUUCAAGGUUCUGCAUUCAAUUCAAGAAAGUGCUACAUGCAUUGCUGUACGCCUUGAUUGGACAAAUCGAUGCUUACAGGUUGUCAACAAUGGAAAAGGAACUGUAUUGACAGAAAUUCACCAAUUAUGCUCAAGGUUCUGUUUGCUGGCUUCAAUCAAGAAACAAAGUAGAGGAAUUUUUAGCAAGUAAUCAUCUUGAAGAAGCUCUCUAUAUUGCUGGUCAAAACUGUAUGUCUAUUGACAUAGAGAGCCAACCAAAAUGUUCCAGUUCCUCUUACAAAAGGUGUUUCCAAAAAGGGGCUUGGUCUAACAUUGAAUGUAUUGGAAAUAGGUCAUCGUCAGGCACAACAAUAUCUGUCUAUGACUUUUGUUGGUCAGAGCCAGAAGAAGAAACAAACGCCAAUCUUUUUUGCUCAUCACUAAAGAAACUUAUUGCAAGUUUCUUUUUGCUACAUCCCUACAUAUCAUUUUCGCUACGGUAUGAUUCUUCAAAGCCACCCCUUCUCCAAACAAAAAAAGAGAAAAACACAAUACUUGCGGCUCAACAGCUGUUCCGAUUAGAAAACUGUAAAGGCAUAUUACCCUUUUGUGGCCUAAGUUGCCAUUUCAAAAUUAAAGGCCUUCUUGUACCGGAUUUGGAUAAGCGCUAUUGGUUUAUGUUUGUUAACAGUCGGCUGGUUGAAUCCAGUGAAGUUUUCAAUUUCAUCACGUCGGUUUUGUUUGAUGUGUCUUCGAACAAAGGACAACAGUAUUCUGUUGUCCUGAACAUUAAGUGUUCGCGUGCAGUAUACAAAUCUGCAAUUUCAUCGAAGGGUGAAAGAAAAGUUAUCUUUUCACACAGGAAUGAGUUAUUGUCAUUGAUUCACAGCUCGCUGGAUAAGUUUAUUUCUCACGCUCCCUUGAAAAAGACAGCCUUAGUUGUGAGUUGGCUCGCAACUGCAUACAACGAGGAUUUAAUCAGCUCAAAAAGUCUCCUCACUAUAGAUGAUUGCAACUCAAACGAACCACCGCAAAAUAAAACAAAUGUGAUAACCUCAAGAAUCUCAUCACCCUUGCCAUGUGAAACAAAUCUUUUACCACUCACGCAGUAUUAUGGCAAAAUCACGAAUUCAGUUCCGUUUCCGUUCGUUAGCCAUGCGAUAGAAGAUUUUGAAAUGCGGAUUAAACAAUCUCCACAUUUGGUACAAUCGUUUCCUUCAUCAUCUCUGUUGAGCCCAAACCACCUGACGCAGUUGUGGGAAGAAGAUGAGAAAAUGGCAGAAGACCGUGAGUUGCACCAAAUCCAGCAACCCUGUGAUAAGGCAGCCAAUGGCUUCCCAUUCCAUGCAGAAACAAAAAACAGCAAAAUUCAAGAAAAGUCUCCUAAACGCUUAGGUCUCAAAAGAAGACAAUUUUCUCCAGAUGACGGGUCUCAUUGUAUUCCUAAGAGACGGUUCAACAUUGGACAGUUUUGGAUUCAACCGAAAUUACCACCCAAUAUAGCCGCCGCAAACCUAAAUAGAUUACUGGCAACAGCAUUGCAAAGGCAAUGCAAAUUUACAAGAGAUGCCAUGAGCAACAUUCGCGUAAUCAAUCAAGUUGAUAAAAAAUUUAUUUGCUGCGUAACACAAGAGGAAGACAAGCGUUAUCUCGUACUUGUUGAUCAGCAUGCGGCCCAUGAGCGAAUCUGCUUGGAAAGGCUUUUGCAAAUUCAUUCGACCAAGAAUGACGACGGCUAUGUUCUGGUCCAAUCUUCACCAAUUCAGCCACAUCUCUCGUUGUCUUUUCAUUCGCGAGACCUGGAGAUAAUUCAAAAAUUAAGUGUUGAGUUUACUCGUUACGGUUUGCAUAUGCAGAUCAGUGAUUCCACUGUGGUAGUAACGCGUGUUCCAGCUUGUUUUUUGGCAAGAGAAAUCAAUGAGGUUCAGAGAAAACGAAAUUCUUUGUACAAGGACUUGGUAAUGGCACUGAUUGAAGAAACAAUUUCCGAAUACACGAAGAAUGGAAGACUUAGCACCUGCGUAUUACCAGUACAAAUUCGGAAUGUUUUAAACUCUUUGGCAUGCCACGGAGCAAUCAAGUUUGGUGAUGAGCUUUCGUUGCUGCAAUGCACUCAAUUGGUGAGAGCGCUAGGCCAAUGUGACGUGCCCUUCCAGUGUGCUCAUGGACGACCUCUCCUAGCACCAAUACUUGAGCUCGGGGAACUUAAUGCAUUGGUUCCUUUCGAAAUGACGCCAAACACUGUUAAACCAAAGUAUGCCCGUUUGCGCGAUUAUAAUUUGAGGUUAUCAUAGAAAGUUAUUCUUCAGUUCUGUUCCUGUUUCGUGGAGACGAGAAAGUUAAAAUCGAAUUUGUUAUUUCCCGCAAGGCUAUUGAAAAUAAUUGUAAAAUUCCAUUUGACUUUUUUUUUUAAAUUUCAUCACCCAUUAGUUAUGGCAAAGUCAAUAAAAUUGUACUUAAAACAGAA